This is a messenger RNA of Arabidopsis lyrata subsp. lyrata, 1114 nucleotides long. RefSeq names its product 26S proteasome non-ATPase regulatory subunit 8 homolog A. The record is from RefSeq and is a predicted model, not a curated record. Gene Ontology annotation, biological process: proteasome-mediated ubiquitin-dependent protein catabolic process. Bases 64 to 867 code for a protein of 267 amino acids. Gene Ontology annotation, cellular component: proteasome regulatory particle, lid subcomplex; nucleus; cytosol. NCBI's taxonomy places the organism in Eukaryota, Viridiplantae, Streptophyta, Magnoliopsida, Brassicales, Brassicaceae. The transcript is spliced from 5 exons.
CAAAUUAGAAAACGCAAUCUUGUUCUUCUUCUUCUUCCUCGAGCCAGUUUCACAGAGAAAGAGAUGGAUCCGCAACUAACGGAGGUUUCGCAGCAGUUCGAGAGGUUUAAAGCUGCGUUUAUAAGAAAAGAUUUCGAUUCAUGUACCAAUCUCUUGUCUCAGCUUAAGGUUCUUCUGACUAAGUUCACAAGUCUUCCACCUUUGUUUGAGAAUACUCCUAAUGCAGCUCAAGAAUUGACAAUUGCUAGGGAUAUUUAUGAGUAUGCUGUUGUUUUAAGCGUAAAAACGGAGGAUCAAGACUCGUUCGAGAGAGAUUUCUUCCAGUUGAAACCGUAUUAUGUUGAUGCUAGGAAUCGCAUUCCGUCAUCUCCGCAAGAGAAUCUAAUCCUGGGGUUGAACCUACUGCGACUGCUUGUUCAGAACAGAAUUGCUGAAUUCCACACUGAGCUGGAAUUACUUUCGUCUGCAACCUUGGAGAAUCCUUGCAUCAAGCAUGCGGUGGAGCUCGAGCAAUCCUUCAUGGAAGGUGCUUAUAACCGUGUGUUGAGUGCUAGACAAACCGCACCUGAUGAGACUUACAUGUAUUUCAUGGAUCUCUUGGCAAAAACCAUUAGAGACGAAAUAGCUGGAUGCAGCGAGAAAGCGUACGAUCAUCUCUCAGUCAGUGAAGGUAGUAAGAUGUUGCUCUUCUCUUCUGAUCAAGAACUGUUAACAUAUGUAAAUGAGGAGCACCCGGAGUGGGAAGUAAAAGACGGGUUAGUUGUGUUCCAAAAAGCCAAAGAAACCGCACCGUGCAAGGAGAUACCGUCACUUCAACUCAUCAAUCAGACUCUCAGUUACGCCAGAGAGCUCGAGCGUAUCGUGUAAUCUCAUUCUUUGAAACGUUUCAAUUUGGGUCAUAGACUAGAAUUUCCCCAAACAGUUGAUUUGAUUCAUUGGAUAGUUUAGCUCUGUUCUUUUUUUUUUUUUUUUGUCGUCUGGUUAUAAUGCAACUUAUAUGUUAUGGUCACAUGAAUGAUUUCUAGGCUCAUAAAGGCAACUCCAUUAAAUGAGUCCGAGAUUGAAUUUUGAUUCUUGUGUCCCACUUCUUGUAACUAUAUGUAUUUUCUUUAGA